Molecule: messenger RNA, 1092 nt
Organism: Dromiciops gliroides (monito del monte)
Lineage: Eukaryota; Metazoa; Chordata; Mammalia; Microbiotheria; Microbiotheriidae
Gene: GDF3
Product: growth differentiation factor 3
Exons: 2
Coding region: 1-1092 (363 amino acids)
Biological process (GO): SMAD protein signal transduction; BMP signaling pathway
Cellular component (GO): extracellular region
Molecular function (GO): cytokine activity; growth factor activity
Source: RefSeq, a predicted model, not a curated record
AUGUCUCCUUUCUUCUGCCUCAUCCUAGGUCUUUUCAUGUUAGGUUCUUCAGCCUUGAAGAAGACAACACAGCUUGAGGAGGCAUCCUUGCUUCAGUUUAUGGGCCUGAGCAAGGUACCCUCACCCCGGAUAGCCCAACCUGUGCCCUCCAUCCUGAUGAAGAUCUUCCAGGAGAGACAGAAGGCUGUGGCCACAGGGCACUUCCAAAAGCUUUGCUAUGUGAAGGAGUUUGGGGUUCCUGGGAACUUGAUCCGUCUUUUCCAAGACCAAGGUACCCUUUCUAACCCCGAAGAAGUGGCCCAAGCUCCACCAUGCACAAGGAAAUUUCUUCUCUUCAACAUUUCAGUCAUAGCCCAAGAUGAGCAGCUAAUGAUGGCCCAGCUUGAACUGAGGUUGAGGCUUAAUGGUUAUGAUGCCCUGAAACAGGACCUGGAGUUAAUGCUGUCUCUAGUCCAAGGACCUUCCCCUCAGUCAGAGCAAAAGCUCCUAUUACGGUAUCUUCCCUGGUCUCAAGGUGUUCUUCAUGUUGACCUGCUGGAUGUGGUUAAGGAAUGGAACUCCAAUCCCCAGAGUAACCUGGGAUUGGUCCUAGAAUUAUUGCCAAAAGGGCAUAGGAACUCUACGGUGACAACCCACCCUCCAGAUAUUUGUGACAAUUGGAGACAGUCCAUUCAGGCCUCUCUGAUGGUGGUGACCCUGACCCCUGAGGAAUGCCCCCACUUUCCUCACUUUCCCAGAAAGAGGAGGGCUACUUUUCCAACUCUGGAAUCCACCACUAACCACCUCUGCCAGCGUCAUCAUAUGGUCAUCAACUUUGAAAAACUGGGUUGGCACAAGUGGAUCAUUGCUCCCAAGGAGUUUAGGACCAACUACUGCAAAGGAGAUUGUCCUUUCUCACUUAUGGCCUUCUUUAACAGCUCCAACUAUGCCUUCUUCCAGACCCUCAUGAAUUCUAAAACCCCUGAAAUCCCCAAAGCUGCCUGUAUCCCCACAAAACUAUCCCCCAUUUCCAUGCUUUAUUAUGACAAUGAUGGGAAUAUCAUCCUUCAACACCAUGAGGGCAUGGUGGUGGAUGAAUGUGGUUGUGGCUAG